Porites evermanni is the source of this 12866-nucleotide messenger RNA. The record is from the annotation of a GenBank genome assembly. NCBI's taxonomy places the organism in Eukaryota, Metazoa, Cnidaria, Anthozoa, Scleractinia, Poritidae.
CUACCUGAUGAUGACUGUAUUAAUCUGCCUCCAAAGAGGAUCCUAAGUGAUUCCAGUAAAGAGACUGCUAUGGAUAUGUCUCGAGUGGAUUUGGGAUCAGAAAAAAUAGAGAAUGCCCAGCAGGUAGCUAUGAUUUCUCAGAUUUCAGAAAAGGCUGCAAUCAAAUCCAGUAAGAGAUCAUGUAUUUUCUUUCUUGUCCAGACUUUAUAAAACUGUGGACUUGAGCCUGCCAGAGGCUGUCUGUUUAGAGAGGACAACAGCACAAAAGUUGCUGGCAUUAAUGAUCUUUUAUGUUGUGGUAUAUUGUUCACAAUUUUUCCCAGAUGUCGUUUCAAAAAUGUAUUACUGCAUCAUGAUUAAAAAAGUAAUGACUGUACUCCGCCAAGAAGGCCAGAAAGAAAAGGUGGCCUACUUCACCCCACACAUACAGUAUGUAACAGUGUGUGAACACACCCAUAUAAUUUGAUUUAUAUUUAUAUCUUUGGGUGUUAAGUGUUGACGUAAGUAACAACUAGUAAUUUGUAUGUUUAGUGUUGACAUAACAGAUAUAAUGGUGUUUUGUCCAUAUACUUAGUUUUUUACUUGGUUUGCAAAUGUGGAAGCUCAGAUGGAAGAGGAGCAAGAAUUGUCAUAUAGGUAAUGUACAAAAAUUGGUUUCUAAAUAAAACAAGUCACGUGGAACAAAUUUAAUAGUACUUUGGGUAUCAAUAGACAUCCUGGUGGUUUUCUAUUUACAAAGGGGUUCUGGGAAGUCCACUUGGAAACCAAACAUAAUUUUUUGGGUUGCUCCAGUGGAAAAGUUUCCAGAAGCAACUGAAUGUCUGAAAAAGUAGUCUUUUUUUUGAAAAAUGUUCCAAAUUGACCAAAGGUAAGUCUCAACUGUGCAGCAGAUGUCAAGUUAUUAAUUUUCAGGGUGCAAAGAAAAUCAUUUUUACAGCUUGCCAUUCGGGCAAGCUGAAUCUAACAUUUACUAGCCCAGACAUCAUUUCAACUAGCCCCAAAAGCUUUUUGAGGAGCAGAAUUGAUUUCACAGUUCUUGCUAUUCGAAUUCCUCAAAACACAUCACUUGCCCGUUGGGCAAGUUAAAAACAGAAUUCACUAGCCCGAUAGCAAAAUCCACUACCCCCGGGCUAUUGGAUAGUACUUUCUUUGCACGCUGAUUUUUAUCACUCAGUUAAAUUCAAUCAUUCCUUUUGUCCAUAAUCUUUGAAAGCGUAGUUACCAGUUUGUAAAAUUAUUAUUUUGGUUCAUUUCGUCAGAGCUUAUGCUGCGCAGCUGAGUUCAUAUCGCUCACACUGUGACAGUAUUCUCAAUGAAGUGGAAUCUGCCCUGCGUCAUCUGCAGGAUUUACAGCAGAAACACUUGCUGGUGUCUACAAAAACAGGAGCUACGAAGCCUGUGAACAACUUCUCCAGGAUCAGGUUGAGCACCAAUAAAAAUUUCACUGAUAAAUAAGUGGUUGGUUUUGAUGUUGCUUAAGAAAUUCUCUUAAGUUAACUAAUAACCUUACUAAGCCAGAAGACUUUCCAACCUUUUGAGUAUGAAAAAUUGGGAUAUUUUUCAAUCACUAAUGAAUCUCGCGAGGUGCUGAAGGCAUAAGCUGCUAGGAGGGUGUGGGGGCAUGCUCCCCUACAAAUUUUGAACUCUUGAUGCUCUGAAAUACCAUGUCUAGUGUUCUAAGGGGACAAUUCCUGUCUAAAAUGUUCACUAUUGAUUUCAUUUUCAUGCUUAUUUAUGUUUACAUGGCUUCACAUACAAGUACUCGAUCUUAUUUUAUAUUUCAUGCGGCUUUUUUAAGUUUUCUGGAUAUAAGUAAGUCAGUAUACUCUAUUAGGUGUUCUUGUAUAAGUUAGUAAAAAUUCAUUUGAAAAUAUCAGAGACUUCACAAUAGGAUAUUGGUCAGGAUUCAGAUUUUCAAGCAAAAUCAGGAGAAUCCUGACAAGAUCAGGAAGGUUGGACAACCUGCUAUGCCAACCUUCAUCAGGUCAGUAUUUACAAUAUGUAUGCCAUGUUUAAUUUCAGACAAAGUUGAUGAACAUGGCCGAAAGCAUCAGUAAUAAGUUGUCUUACUUUAAUGCUUUGGAUCAUCUUAGACAUGUAAGUAUGCCAGUCCAAGAAAUUUAUUUCUGUUAUCAACAGUUUAGGGUGGUGAAGUUUGUUUGCUUGUAUUUUUUGGUUUUGUUUUUGUAAAUAGGAAGCUAAUAAAGACUUUCUUGUUUUAUUUCUGAAUUAGAAACUCAACUCUCCUACCUUCUCAGUUACAAGUGAGUCUUUUGUUCCCAUGUUAGCAAGACUUGAUGAGUGCAUUUCAUUCAUAUCAAGCAAUGUAAGUAUAACAUUACCUUUUUCAUCAGCCUGGGUAGCUGGUGGUUUUGUUUGUCAAACACACAAGCAAACUAAGUGAUCAGUAAAGCUGAAGGAAAUUGGGGCUUUGCACUUGCUACUGUGGGCUUGGUGCUCACCAACCCUCCAAGUUAAAGUUUUUACUGGGUUGCCAUUUGGCAACCAACUCUUUUGGUUUAGGGAGACCUUUUUACAAAACAAGUGGCCAGCUCCAAAAUUUUAGGUGCCAUUGCAACCAAAAUGGUCGAAACUUGGAGGGUUGCUCACUAAACUUUUUUUGCGUGUGUGCAACAAAACAGCCAGCAAUGCAGGCUACAUUUUUAUUAGAAUUGUUUAAGAAUAUAAAGAGCUUGAAUAAUUGCAUUGUUCUCUUAUGUUUAUACAAGUUUAUUAAGUUAAAUUUAAUAUAUCACUGUUUUCUUACUGUUUCAGCAACAAUACAAGGAGAGUUCCGUAUAUCUUGUCCGGUUCAAACAAUGCUUGAACCAGGCUCUCAACCAAGUGAAAUCACAUGUAGUGAGCUUACUGAAAAAUGCUACUGCUCAAGUCUUAGCAAACAAGGUAAGCUAGCCACCUUUUUUACAGUUCCUAUUGUUGUAGACUUGUGUAGAUAUUCUAAGUGCUAACAGCGUGAGGCGGAUUGUUGUGUUGACAUACUGAAGAUUUGGCAGAACUGAACAGUUUAUGCAAAGAAUGUGGUGAAUUGUGCAAAGUGUUGAGAUGAUGAUUUCAGGCAGGUUUUUUGUAUUGAAGCUACGCUACAGUGGUGUUUUAAAAUGUUUUGAACCUUUUUUAUCAUCAUUCGGUACAGCUUCUUCACCUACAUGUACUUGAAAUUUUAACAUUCCUUUAUAUUGCUAACUCGUCUGACAAAUCACUGAUUUAACUUUAUUAGCAGGAUGGUACAAACACAUCAGAGAACUCCUUUGCAUUAUUUUAUGGAAAAUUUAGGACAUGUGCUCCCCGAGUAAAGGUACUCUUAAUAUGAAUAAAUUAUCCUGCAUUAAAUUUUUGGGGUUAAUUUGCAUUUGCUUAAAUUUCAUUUACCACUGCGACGAUCAUAAUUUUUUUUCAUUUCGACUUGUAUUUCUGCAGUUCACAUCAUCUUCAUUCCAUAUAAAAAUGUACUUUGUAAAAAUUAUUUUAAAAGAAUUUUUUAACCAUUAUUUUUGCAUCAUUGUAAUUAUUUGUAAAAUACCGGUAGAAAUGUAACGCAUUAUCAUGAAAAGAAUGGUGUUUUAAGAAGAGUACUAGCUACUGCCCAUUUUAUUAUGUUAUUUUGUUUGGAAGGAACAAAACAGGAUCUUGUUUUUGUUAUAUCCAUUGUUAGUACAAUAUGUCUUGCAAUUGUGAUCUUGACUUUUGAUCUUUGUUUAGAGUCUAAUGGAGCAAAUUGAGCAAAGAAGUCAUUUGAGCUCUGAGUGAGUAAUCAUUCAAGUGGAAAAUAUAGCAGAAAUCUAAUUCUACCCCCACCCUGCUAAAAUGGUGCUUUCCUUAAAAGAAAGAAAGAAAACAGAACCCUCCCCCAUCUUCACGGUCAACCUUCACCCUCAAUUUUGUUUGUGUAUUAUUUUUGAUUUUUUUCUCAUGGUGGUUUUUUCAAAGAUGUGUAUUAAAGCAGAUUUCAUCGUUUAGUACCCUUUGUGGCAUGCACUGUACACUCUGCCUCCUUUUAUUUCCAGCUAUUCCAUGCUUUAAAAUAAAAAAAUACGUUUUUUCUAUUUAUGAUUCUUUAAUUUAUCAGUCUUAACAUGUACUCACUGAAAUUAUGUAUCUUUGAUUUUUCCAGAUAUAGUUCCCUACUUAGUGACUGCCAGCAUUGUUAUCUGUCUCAGCGCUCACAGCUGUUGAUGCCUUGUGUUAGUGAUGCAAUUGACAAACUGGCAAAGCAGUAUGAAAGGAACCCUUGUUCUUUAGUAAGUUUCUUUAAUCCUUUCCUAAACAUGGCAAGAUUAGCUCAGUUGCUAGAGCACUUGACUGCAGUGCGGGAGGUCGCGGGUUUGAUUCCCAGGGCCGGACCAAUACUCAGGGUCUCAACAUAACUGAGAAAUGAAGGUACUACCUUCACCCUGCAAAUGGCUGAACCUUUGCAUGGCUUGGAUGACCACUUAAAAUGGUGGUCCUGUCUCCAGUAGGAGACAUAAAAAUGGUGUCCCCAGUAUAUUUCAUUUUGUAAUUUCGUCAGAAGUAAAUAGUACUAAUGAAAAAAACUGCCACAGAGGUUUUUUUCUGUGGACCGCAGAAUUUUGUCCACAAACUUAGAAGCUCGAAAAACAUUUCAUGUGUCCAUUAUUAGCUGAAGCGAAAGUAUUCUCAUGUUAAUGUAACAUGCACAUCAAGCCCAAAAUAUCCCAACCAUCAUGCUUUUAAAAGCUAGUCUAUCUGCAAAUUGACAAUUUUUGUGGGCAUGUUCUUUAUUGACUGCAGUCUUUUACAUGAUUCAGUUAAGUUAAGUACGGUCAAACUGUGUUAACAGGGACACUGAGGGGGGCCCUAUAAAGUGUCUGCAUUAAGUGGAUUGAUUUCAGAGAAAAUAUUAGGCCUUUCUUUCACCAGGGACAAAGCAAACUGUCUGUGAUACCAAAGAGUCCAUAUCAAGGGAGUGUCCAUGAAGCGAGAUUUGACUGUAGAUGUAUUGUUUCUAUUGCCUUUAGGUUCGUGCUGGUUGCUCAGUGUUGAUCCAUGUUUGUCGAGAUGAAUAUCAGCUGUAUUACCAUUUCUUCUCAAAACCAAGCACAGGUCUAGAGUAAGUACAUUGAACUUGUUGUAGGUGCCCUGUGCACAUGCUCACUUAGGCUUGUGUGUAUGUGUAAAUCGAGUCACUCAUGGGAUAUCAAAAUUAUUGCAUGACUAGUGAUGCAUCACUGAUGAAUGUUUUUCUGUUUCCUUUAAGCUCCUUAUUGGAAAUCCUCUGUAGUGUCCUGUACGACUCACUGCGACCUGUUAUUAUUCAUAUGAAUCACAUGGAAACCCUGACUGAACUUUGUUCAAUAUUGAAGGUGAGUUACAAAGGAGGCCAUUUCUUCCUCCUGAAGAAUUCACCAUAAGUUUUGAUGAGGCCCUGGUUGGAUAAUGCUUUCCAUCAGAUAAAUCACUGUCCAUGCAGUGGAUUAGUAUUUAUUUAGGGAAACCAGUUUCACUAUCCACUGAAUCAAGAUUUUUCAGUGGAUAGGGUUAUCCACCUUUUGAACAACUUGGGCCUGGCUGAACAUUUUAACCCUUUAAACCCUAAGAUCAAAAUCUGAAUUCUCAUUUGUUGCCUCUAUUCAUUUCCCACAGAAGAAGUGGGGAGAAGUUGAUAAAAUAUCAAGCAAAUUUAUCUUGUUUGAUCGUGUCCAUAAUUCUCAUGAUCACUGUGUUUUAUAAAGCAGUGAUAUUACAACGAGAAAGUUGAUGCUGAUCACUCUUAGGGCUUAAAGGUUUAACUGUAACUGGCACUUUACUAAGCUGACCCAGAGGAGAAGAUGAAUUUAUUAUUACUCUUUUGUCAAGUUUCAGUAAAUAAAUUGAGUUAAGUUUCAUUUCUCUUUCUUUGCAGGUUGAGAUGAUUGAAGAUCAUGUACAGCAAAAAGGUAUGAAGCCUAACUCUCCUGAGACAACAUAAAAACAUUACAGUUCCACACAUGAAAAUGAAGGAAUAGAUUCUGGACUGAACACUUAUCACUAAUAUUUUAUAGGAAAAAAGUUUCAUUGUUUGAAAAUAUUCCCAUUAAUCCCUUCAAGCAUUUAAAACUUAUCUUCACUAAGCAUCUAAUUGCACAAAAAAUCACUUGACUGUGAGUGUCAUUCCACUUCAGGUGAAGAAUUGGCUGCUUUUGAAGUUGUAAUUCUUCAGAUGUUAGAAGAUGUUCAAGAAAGACUGGUUUAUAGAGCACAGGUAAUUCUUGUAAGAGCCAUGAAAGUUUGCACAUCAACAGUAGAAGAUCAACAAUAUAACAUAGAUGACAUGACAUGACACAUGGUGUAACAUGGCAUGACAUGACUUGACAUGGUGUGAUACAUGGUGUGACAUGGUACGACGUGGGAUGACAUAUACAUGCAUUGAGAUCACGAGAUGACAAAAGAUAUUUUUAUCAAAUCCCUCUGCUCGUAGCAAGCUCAACUUGGGAAUAGAUGAAAAGUGUUUGCAGACCAUUGUCAUCCCAAGGUUUGUUGAUCUUUACAGGCAUACAUCGAGAGUGAUAUCCAGAAAUAUUCACCAGCUCCGGGAGAUCUGGCAUACCCAGAAAAACUGAUCAUAGGGGUAAGAUGUUUAGGAAAUGUCAGACUUUUUGCAGCACCAGUUAGUACAUUCAAUCUGUUAAACAGCGCAGCCAACAACUCUUCAAACAGUCACCUAGCAUUAGGCCCUGAUGUUCUUCAGUCAUUUUCUUGGACUCGCUGUCAAGCCGAAAUCUCUCUCAGAACAGACUCUUUGUGCCUAUUACAGCAAUGUCUUUUUUUCCAAGGAUCUCAAUGUUUCGCAAAAUAAAGUUAAUUCAAAUAGCAAGACAAUACUUACAAUAAUAUAUUACCGGUACAGAGGACAAUGUGCAUAAAAACUUUUCUUUAAUUGUCCUUUUUAUUAUAUUUUCUUUUGGUUUAUAUUGUAUCUGCUCCUUUUAGUCAUGAAAUAAUUUUAUUUGUUGGAGAAAAGAGGUUUGCAAUACAUUAAUUUGUCUGUCAAAAAAACAAUAUUUUAUCAUUAUUUUGUUUAGCCAUAACUCUGGUUUAACUGAAAUACAAGUUUUAUUAAUCUCUAAUUUGGUCAAAUGGCCAUUUCACACGGAAUCAAGACAUUAAUAUGUGUUUACUGUUUUGUAGUCCUCAAGUGACGCUGACAACGAGGAAAAAUCAGCUGAAGGAGAAGAGAAGAAAUCCAAAGGUAAGUAAAGGGUUUCAAUUUUUGACAAACUUUUGUUUUGCUGUUGUUAGACAAGUUACUUGAUUGUGAAACACCCCAGCCUGCAAUGAAGAUGUCUUAGUGUAACAGGGUCUGUCAAAAUUUCUCUAUUGCAACCAUUUUUGACAAGGAAAAAAACGAAAACAAACAAACAUGUGUUGUCUCUUUGCCACAGAAUUGCCAGCUGCUCUAGUUGAUCUGCAAGGAAUGUGGUAUCCAACUGUCCGACGUACUCUGGUUUGUCUCUCCAAACUUUACCGUUGUAUCUCGGUAAGAGUGCCAUGUUUUUAAAAAUUUGUGUUAUGACUUUUUUGCAAUUAAGCUUACUCUCCUUCAGUUCUUUGUUCACGAUCCUCUGGCCUUCAUUGUUUUCACACAUCUUCCAUGAGGGGACAACCCGUCUAUCUUAAAUGUGUUUACAUUGUAUGCUUAUUGUUCACUUCAAAACCUUUUUGCCUUUAUACAGAAAGAGACAUUUGAAGGAUUGUCUCAAGAAGCUCUAUCAUUUUGCAUUCAGUCUCUCAAAACAGCCAGUGCACUUAUCACCCAAAGAAAGGUAAUGAGCAGUCCCAAGUGUGACCAACAUCAAUUUUCUCCUAACGACCUCAUUACUUCAUCUAGAGAAAGUUUAUGAGAUUUAAUAAAAUGAUCACCAAAAGGGAAAAUGCUUUGAUCUUUAAGCAAAUUUAUUCAUCUUAUUACAUCCACUUUGAAAUCACUGGCUAUCCGUGCAAUCUGAUUGGCUCUCAGCAGUGUGAUUUAUUCCUAAAUCGCACCAUUUUUUGCUCUAAAUCGCAUGUGUUCCAAAUCGCGUCAUUCAUGUUCUAAAUCGCAUCAUUUCUGUUUUAAAUCGCACCAUUUUUGUUCUAUAUCGCAUCAUUUCUGUUUCGAAGACAAAAUGAGAUGUAAAAGCCUUUUUGUUUCGGCUUUUUAACAAACCAGCUACUUGAUCAAUAAAAUAUAUUAGUACUGACUAAAUUUUGCGAUUUCAAAAUGGAUGUAAUAAAGUGGUAAUUGAACUUCGUGUCCUGCAAUUUUGGUCUGAAAUCAUACUUGUGAUUUCAAAUCGAACUCGCGCUGCGCGCUCGUUCGAUUUUGAAAUCACGCGUAUGAUUUCAGACCAAAUUGCACUCCACUCAGUUCAAUUACCAUUAUCAAUUCUUGACGGAAAUGUACAGAGAUCAGUUUGGAGAAUUUGCACAUGGAUAUUCAUAUUGGGGUUUAAAGCAGGGUUGUCAAUAAGAGCCGGGGGCCAGAGAUUUUCCCCAACUAUUAAGAAAGUGGCCCCAGGCUACUUUUAUUGGAAAAUAGAACAAAAAUAGAACCAAAAGAAAUCCCUAGCCGUUUGAUUCCCCGCCUACUUGUUGUAUUUACCCGGCAACUUAAAAUCUUAGUGACAACCCUGGGUUUAAAGGGUUAAUAAUUUCAUGUAACUAUUAGCCUGCGUAGCAAGCGUUUCCGCGCGAGUUCGUCGAGAACGUCGGGACGAGAGCAAAAAAAAAAAAGGAUUGACGGGGGAGGGGGAGGGGAAAGAAGGAAGAGAUUGAGCUUACUCUCAACUCAGUAGGUAGGGUUCAGGGAAUGAAUCAAGUGUUGCUUUGUUUUUACUCCCAUACCCACCCCUGGUCAAGAGCUUGCUCGAAGGCUACGCAUAAUAUGUCUGAUAUGCUAUGAUGGCACCAGUCUAAUUAACUCCCAAUAUCAAAAUAUAUAUUCUCCUUUCUGUUCUCCACGUGUUUCUUAUUGUAGUGCUUGAGAGAAUUUAGUCAAAUAUUUUGUCAUUUCAUCAGUGCUGAUCAUUCCAUUCAUUCUCUUGACCUGUACAUUUGAUCAAGUGGCAGCGAUAUUGUUUAAUAGGAGAAAUUUGAUGCUGGUCACUAUUGGCGCUUUAAGGGUGCUAAAUGUUUUUUUGGAAGAAGUUUUGUGGGACCUUUUUAAACGGUUCCUUGAGUCUACUGCUUUUUCAGUUAUUGAGUAUCUCAUCUGAUACUCCAGAAUAUUGAAGGGCCAACCCUUGCAUAGCCAGUCAAAGUCUUAACAUUGUCUUCAUUCAAUUCUAGGAUGCUAUUAAUGGCCACCUCUUUCUUAUCAAACAUCUACUGAUCCUCAGAGAGCAAAUUGCACCUUUUGAUGUUGAUUUUGCUGUGAAGGAAAUGUCGCUUGAUUUUAGCAAGAUGAGGACCGCAGCAUAUGGACUGUGGAGCCAUAGCAACAGAUUGUUUGCUCUUAGUAGCAGUAAUGCUAUUUUGGAAUUCUUAUUAGAUGUAAGUACACUGUAGUGUAAGCAGACUCAAUUAAGUGUCUUCCAAGAGAAUAUUGUGACAGUGUGGUUUGUUGAUUCAGGUUAAAAGAGCAAAAUUAAUUGAAGCCACCGUAUGUUCAUUAUCAAUAUUGUCAAUGACAUAAAAUUUUCAUGUUUGGAUCGAAGUCUGUCAUUGGAAAGGCGGAAGAUGCUAUUUAUCCAGUGGAUAAAGCAGUUGGGUUUUUGAGUGCUUAUCAAAUGGAUCGUGAUUUAUCCAGUUGGUAGCACUGUCCAACGUUUCAACAACCGUGGUCAGAAGGAAGCAUUCUUUAAAUAUAGUGCGUGGAGAUGGUCCCAUUUCUUAAACUGGUCUAACUCACGGUAUUUUGAUUUCAGGGAGCACCACAGUUAACAGAAAAUUACUUGGACUCAAAAAAGGUUAUAAACCAUAGAUUACUGGUGUUAUUAGCAUGACUUCAUUGUAUGCUCUGUAUGUUGAGCAUUUGCCACUUGCACAUCUCCCAUAAUGCACCUUAUUUGCCCCCCAAAAUUUUGCAUAAGCAUUGUUUUCAAUUUUUCUUGGGACGGCUGUAAUGCCCAGGAGAAAUGAAAAACAAGGGUUAUGCAAAAUUUUAAAGGUCAAAUAAGGUGCAUUAUGGGAGAUGUGCAAGUGGCGAAUACAAUGAAUUUGUGAAGGCAACAUGGCUCAGCAGUUAGGGCGCUGGACCUGCAGUUUGGAGGCUUAAGAGUUCAAGUCCCUUCCUGACUGCUAGCUGGUUUUAUUCUCUGUAGUCCCAAGUUCAAAUCAUCGUGCGUUAAAAUUUCGUAUUAGAAAAACAUCAACUUUGCACUCGCAUUAAUGGUUUUAAGAAGCAAAAUACCCGCAUCGUUAAGAAUCCAGAUAUUAUUUUUAUUAAAACAAAUCUUACUAUUCACUUGCAUUUUUUCAUUUUAAGGAAGUGGAUGUUGAACUUCGUGUUGUGUGUGAGCAGUUUAUACAAAAUGUGUCAGAAUCACUCAUUGCUCCUCUCUCCGCUUUCCUGGCUAAGGUAAAUUAACGUGAAUUUUGAUACGUGUUUGCUGGUGAAUUUGUCAGGAGCGGUUUGUCAGGAGUGUUAUUUAAUCAAAACUUAGCUGUUUUAAAACCUGACCAACUGCAACAGAAGUAGUAAGCUAUUUAAUCAAUCGAAAGUGACAGUGGUUUAUCUAACCAGUUCUGAGCGGGGGAACGAGUUCACUCAGGUGAAAACUGCUCUAAUGAAAUAGAUGUUUUCCUCUGUUUUCCUUCUCUGUUCACCUUUUUCGAGGACAGAAAGGUGAUCAUUCAACUAGUAAAACCUGCACGCCUCAUCUUUACUCUUGGUGGUGGGAGGGGUGAUGGUUCAAAGUGCUUACUUUUACUCCCCCACCCCUGCCCCAUGAGUCAAAGACCUCCUUGUUAAUUUCAGUUUCCAAAAAAGGAGCGUAAAGCAGCUAAUCUGGUAUUUAGUUAUCAGGGCUCCUAGUUAUUGGCUGUCAGAGGGCCCUGUUUUAUUUAUAGUCGGCAAGUUCAAACGCUCAGUUGAAUUGCCACUGUAUAUUUCCUUUUCUCUCAAUAUAACAGGUAGCGGUGAUAAAAAAUCUUGCAGUGGAGGAAGGAAAAGAUCCCAAAGCGUUCUUAAAACAACAGCCAUUUGCAAAACCAGGUAAAAGAAAACGUUGCCUCACCCCGCUUACGGGGUGAGGGAAUGUGGACCUUAAACUUUUGUUUAUUUUGAUCCUUUUUUCUUCGUUUCAGAGAAUGUUCGUAAAGUUGUGAGUGAGACGUACAUGUUGCUGAAGUCCAAACUCACUAGUACUUUACAGAGUAUGGCGCUGUUUUUAGCCAAUAAGGAUACAGAGUACAUACUGUUUAAACCUGUCAAGGUAACUAAGUUAUCCUCUUACGAUCCUUCCCGAAGACGUCCGAAUACUGCCGAAGAAUAUCCUUCCAAAGCCACGAGAACUCCACAUUUACCCUCGUCCAAUUUUGGUCGUUUCUUGAAUAACUGAAUAUGUCCGAAGAAAAUCCGAAGACCUGUCUAUUUUUAACUCUGUUGGCAUUCAGUGGCGAUAAACAGGGUAGCUUACUCGAGGCGCUUUAUUGAAAGAUGCCGGGUCAACGUAGGAUAGGUGACAAGUAACAAUAUAAGUAAAAUCCAACUAGUAGUCUAUUAUUAAUGCUGCGUUCUGAUUGGUUGAGCUACUACUAGGCUAUAUGUUAUAGCCCACUAGUAGCGAAAAUCGCCGGCUUUGAAAACCAAAACAGUGGCGGCUGAAUCGCGUUUUGCUAGCUAAAGUUUUUUUUUUGACUCAGAGCCCAUUCGGGCUCGAGGAAUAAAGAGCGCGAAAACAGUAUCGAUUGUUUCGGUAUACAGAUUACUCUAUUUAACUACACCCUCCUGGGUAAAUCAGGCAGUUAGGGACAGUUAUUUAAACGGAGUUUAGGCACCGUUUAAUAAAACCUCGUUCUAAGUCAUUUUCAAUUUGUCGAACGCGUUUAUGUAAACACCAUUUAUCGUGAACAACUUCAUUAAAGCGUGUAAAGUAGAGUAUGAAAGCCUUUGUCUUUCGUAAAAUAACCCACUUAAUGAAGAGAUCUGGAGGUCCAAAGAUUUCGUAAGUUGCUGUCUAACACUUGAGUACAUUGUAUCCUUAGAGUUAGCCCCUGCCUCACUUCAGUACUUUCUUUGCGGACUCUGUAUAAGGCGGGUACCGUAAAAUUCCGAAAAUAAGCCCCGGGGCUUAUAUUUUUCAAAAGCCCUUUUUGAGGGGCUUAUUUUUGGAGGGGCUUAUAUACGGAGGGGCUUAUGUAAGGAGGGAAAUUUGAGUUUAAAAAUCGACUGGGCUAGCCUUAUUCUUCGUAGGAAAUUUACCGUUUUUCUUUGUUUUACUUUGUAUUUGAAAGCAAUUUCCAAGUACAAGCCCCCGUGGGGCUUAUAUUUGGAGGGGCGAUUUAACGGAGGGUUUUUUGCGUUACGAGUUUGGGGGGGCUAAUAUUUGAAGGGGCUUAUACAUGGAGGGGCUUAUUUUCGAAAUUUUACGGUACCUCUCUUAUAAAGACACUCAGUGCCGGUGCAAACUUUGCCCGUAUUAUUAAAUAGAGAGUUGGCUAUGCACCACUGGAAUCAUAAGGACACUGGAAUGACUACGUUAAACAGAUAAGCCCGACACUUUCUAAGAGAAACGAACAUACUUGACAACUGGAUUUCUGUUUUACAGGCCAAAGUUCAAGAUUAUUACAAACAGAUGAAUGAUAUGGUGAUGGAAACAUACUCAGUUGAAGAUCAGCAAAUAAUCGGAUGUCCAUCUAUUCAGCAAGUAUGUUUUAUAGCUGUUUGUGAUAGUUACACUGUGAAGUUUUCUGGGAGGGGAAAGUGA